This is a messenger RNA of Achroia grisella, 1824 nucleotides long. RefSeq names its product carboxylic ester hydrolase-like (gene ie1). NCBI's taxonomy places the organism in Eukaryota, Metazoa, Arthropoda, Insecta, Lepidoptera, Pyralidae. The coding region runs from base 12 to 1706 and encodes 564 amino acids. The record is from RefSeq and is a predicted model, not a curated record. The transcript has 11 exons.
ACAACAGGAAAAUGUCGUGCAAGUUUUUUCUACUGUGCUUUACUACGGUUUUAAUAAACAAUGGUGUUGUUUAUGGGGAUAAGGACUCAGCUCCGCGUCCAAAUGGACAGACUCCUGUAACGGUGACCCCUUCAGGAACCAUUCGUGGUUCUUGGAUGGAGACGCGGCGUGGACGACGCUUCGAGGCGUACCGAGGCAUCAGAUAUGCUGAACCACCAGUUGGAGAACUCCGCUUUCAGCCACCAAAACCGAUCCUCCAUUACAAGGGAGAAGUGGACGCUAGGGAGGAAGGCCCGGCCUGUCCUCAACCAGUUGAAGGAGACUACUACAUCGAUGAGGACUGCUUGAGAAUCAACGUUUACACUCCGAAUAAUAAAAGCAAGAAGCCUCUGCCGGUAAUAUUCUACAUGCACUCUGGAGGUUUCUACUCCAUAUCGGGGCGGAGCGACGUCGCCGGGCCCCAAUACUUCCUGGACCGCGACGUGGUGCUGGUCACCAUCAACUAUAGACUGGCUUCAUUAGGAUUCCUCAGUACCGGUGAUGAGGUUGCUCCAGGAAAUAAUGGCUUCAAAGAUCAGGUGGUGGCGCUACGCUGGGUGCAGAGAAACAUCCGCGCCUUCGGUGGAGACCCCAACCUGGUCACCAUCUCUGGCUGCAGCGCCGGCUCCUUCAGCGUCAUGCUUCAUAUGAUCUCACCUAUGUCUAAAGGGUUAUUCCACCGCGCUAUAUCAAUCAGUGGGUCACCCAUCUCACAAGUAGCAGACACUCAUGACUUGAAAGAUCUGGCCGUGAAACAAGCGGAACUGUUAGGGUGCCCUACCAACAGCUCUCGAGCCAUUGUGGAUUGCCUGAAGACGAAGACCUUCAGAGAAAUUGGCAACUCAUUGGAAGGUUUCUUUCUUCCUGGAUACGAUCCAGUUCUGGUGUGGACACCAGUUGUGGAGCUGGACUUUGGACAGGAGCGGUUCCUCACAAUGAAGCCGUUGGACGCGGUCCGGCAGAACAAGAUGCAUGCUGUGCCAUUCAUCAUCAGUCAGACACAAGCGGAGUUCUUCUGGAAAGCAUUCACCGUACUCAGAAACCAGGCAAUUCUUGACUCAAUGAAUUCCGAAUGGGACAGAAUAGCGCCCAUUGCUUUCGUGCUGCCCAAGGACCAGACCGCUGUGCCCUCAGCCAACCGGCUCCGGCAGGGGUACCUGGGCGGUAGACGGCUGGUGAACGACUCGUUCACGGCUGACGGGCUGGGGAAGCUGUAUGCUGACUCACUCAUAGGCUUCGGUGUACACAGAAUGGCUAACCUGAUGUGUCGCCACUCGCCCCAUAAAGUGUACUAUUACGAGUUUGCGUACACUGGUAACCGAAGCCACUACCAAGAUCCUACCACUGGAAAACCUAUAGCGGCUGCUCACCACGACGACCUGAUCUACCUGUUCUCUCUGACCGCCUCGUUCCCCGACAUCCGCGCCGGCGACACCCUCGACUCGCAGAUGGUGGACAGGAUGACAGCCAUCUACUACAACUUUGCUAUUCAUGGUGAUCCAAAUCCUCGAGGAAACGAGUUCCCGGAACUGUCUUCUUUACACUGGCCCCCCAUGACGCCUACUCAACGCAAGUACCUACGCAUCGGUAGCCAGUUUGAAGUUAGGGAGAAUCUCUUCGAAGACAGAUUCAAAAUAUGGGAGGAACUGUACCCUAUACAGUAUUAGGAACUGUGAUACUUAGUGAUAACAUGUAACUUUACGUUAUAUAUGGUGAUACUUUAUUAAUUUAUUAGAUAUCAAACGACUCUUUGAAAAUAUUGGUGUCUAUUUUUUUAUUUUGCAU